AUGGAGCUUACAGCAGAAGGAAAAACUCCAGAGUACAUGGCAUUAGCCGGAAUCAAAUUCAAGUUAACAAUACCCCAAUUCAAGAAUGACUCUGCAUUAAAAGAUCAACUGCUGCAGGGGAUUAAAGCUGGUAAUAUGGCUCCAUACUACAAGGAGGUUUGUACUGAUCUAGGGUGGGCAUUUGAUCAGAAGUUAUAUGAUGCUAUGGCUAAAGAAAAUGAGGAGAGACUUGCUAAAUUUCAAGAAGAUGACUCAGAAACCCCUGUGUGGCAAGAUAGAUUGGAUUACCUGUGUUCCAUUGGAGACAAAGAAGCUGCCACGACUUUGGCCACAACAAAGUAUGAAGAUUCUACGUUAACUACUAACAGAAGAUUGGAUGCAAUAUUUGCUUUGUUCCGAAUUGCAUACUUUCAUGGUUGUAAUGUGAAAGAUAUGGGAAAAGCGAUUAAUAAGGCUCAUGAAUUGGUAGAUAAAGGUGGAGAUUGGCGUUCCAGGAAUAAGCUAAAGGCAUAUGAGGCUAUCUAUUGUUUAGCUGUUAGAGACUACAGCCGUGCAGCUGAUUUGUUCAUUGACUGUGUCUCUACAUUUGAAUCAUAUGAAUUAGUUGAUUUCGGCACAAUAAUUCAGUACUGCGUAUUGGCAUGUGCAUUGGCCCUCGAACGGCAUGCAUUACAAGCUGCAUUGAGGAGGCAAGGGGCUGCUGUUCAGGCAUUACGCUCACAGUUUCCUGAGUUGAGAGAACUGGUAGAGUCCUUACAUGAGUGCAGAUAUGCGGACUUUAUGAAAAGUCUUGCAUGGGUGGAAACCCAGAUUUGUGUGGACCCUGUUUUCCGUCCUCAUUACCAGCAUUAUGUGCGCGAGGCUCGUAUUAAGGCUUACGUGCAGCUGCUUCGAGCUUACCGCUCGUUGAGUCUCGACAAUAUUGCAGAUACCUUUGGAGUCACCAGAGAAUUUAUUGAAGAAGAAAUUUCAACUUUCACGGCUGCGGGUCGCCUCCAAUGUCGUAUUGAUGCGGUAGCUGGCUGCGUAGUGACUGGUGCCGGACGCGGCGCGGACGCAGACCGUUCGCAACUAUACCAGGCGACUAUCCGAGAAGGCGAUCUUCUAUUGAAUCGCGUUAAGAAACUCGCUAGCGUUAUUAAUUUCUAG
Leptosia nina is the source of this 1149-nucleotide messenger RNA. NCBI's taxonomy places the organism in Eukaryota, Metazoa, Arthropoda, Insecta, Lepidoptera, Pieridae. The record is from the annotation of a GenBank genome assembly.